GUCGCGUCGAAGCGAGAAUCUAAAAUAAGAGCAUCACAGUAAACAGAUAAAUAAUAAUUACACAGAAUUACACAUGAAAUCGCUUUUAUAGCUGCGAGAGAAGGGUGUUUUCACGGGGAGCCGAGGAUGGGGAAAGGCUGUAAGGUUGUGGUCUGUGGUUUGGCGUCUGUCGGUAAAACAGCGAUUCUAGAACAGUUACUGUACGGCAACCACAAUGCGGGCGCAGAAUCAAACGAAACCCAGGAAGAUAUUUAUGUUGCCUCAGUGGAGACCGACCGUGGAGUGAGGGAGCAGUUACGGUUAUAUGACACAAGGGGGCUCCGAGACGGCCAGGAUCUUCCUAAACAUUACUUCUCCGUGGCUGAUGGCUUUGUGCUGGUCUACAGCGUCGACAGUCUGGAGUCCUUCAAGAAAGUCGACCUGCUGAAGAAGGAAAUAGACAAGUCCAGGGACAAAAAGGAGGUGAUGGUGAUUGUGUUGGGUAACAAGUCAGAUCUGCGUGAGCGUCGUCAGGUGGAGCCGGAGGUGGCUCAGCAGUGGGCCCGCGGGGAGAAGGUGAAGCUGUGGGAGGUGAGCGUUACGGAGCGCAGCUCCCUCAUCGAGCCCUUCACCACCCUCACCAGCCGCCUCACGCAGCCCCAGAGCAAGUCUGCCUUCCCCCUGCCCGGCCGCAAGAGCAAGGGCACCCCCUCCAAUGACAUCUAACUGAGCUGGAGCCUCCGCAGGACCAACUUUC
Pygocentrus nattereri (red-bellied piranha) is the source of this 736-nucleotide messenger RNA. RefSeq names its product NFKB inhibitor interacting Ras-like 1 (gene nkiras1). Gene Ontology annotation, molecular function: GTPase activity; GTP binding. The transcript has 4 exons. Gene Ontology annotation, biological process: canonical NF-kappaB signal transduction. NCBI's taxonomy places the organism in Eukaryota, Metazoa, Chordata, Actinopteri, Characiformes, Serrasalmidae. The coding region runs from base 127 to 705 and encodes 192 amino acids. The record is from RefSeq and is a predicted model, not a curated record.